Molecule: messenger RNA, 4849 nt
Organism: Dipodomys ordii (Ord's kangaroo rat)
Lineage: Eukaryota; Metazoa; Chordata; Mammalia; Rodentia; Heteromyidae
Gene: Snx27
Product: sorting nexin family member 27
Biological process (GO): intracellular protein transport
Cellular component (GO): early endosome
Molecular function (GO): protein binding; phosphatidylinositol-3-phosphate binding
Source: RefSeq, a predicted model, not a curated record
AUGGGAUUGUCUUUUUCCCUUUUCCCCCUUAGGAACGGCGUGAAUGUUGAGGGGGCGACACACAAGCAGGUGGUGGACCUGAUCCGUGCAGGCGAGAAGGAAUUGAUCUUGACAGUGUUGUCUGUACCUCCUCAUGAGGCGGAUAACCUAGAUCCCAGUGACGACUCCUUGGGACAAUCAUUUUAUGAUUACACAGAAAAGCAAGCAGUGCCCAUUUCGGUCCCCACAUACAAACAUGUGGAGCAGAAUGGUGAGAAGUUUGUGGUAUACAAUGUUUACAUGGCAGGAAGGCAGUUGUGUUCUAAGCGGUACCGGGAGUUUGCCAUCCUACACCAGAACCUAAAGAGAGAGUUUGCCAACUUUACAUUUCCUCGACUUCCGGGAAAGUGGCCAUUCUCAUUAUCAGAACAGCAACUGGAUGCCCGGCGUCGGGGGUUGGAAGAAUAUCUAGAAAAAGUGUGUUCAAUACGAGUCAUUGGUGAGAGUGAUAUCAUGCAGGAAUUCCUGUCAGAAUCAGAUGAGGUAGUGUUCUCUAUUCUGUCUUCUUUAGUACGUAAGCUGGCACCUAAUGAAUUUCCUCAUAAACUCUACGUCCAGAAUUAUACAUCUGCUGUGCCAGGCACCUGCCUGACAAUUCGAAAGUGGCUUUUUACAACAGAAGAAGAAAUCCUCUUAAAUGACAAUGACCUUGCUGUUACCUAUUUCUUUCAUCAGGCAGUUGAUGAUGUAAAGAAAGGUUACAUCAAAGCAGAAGAAAAGUCUUACCAAUUGCAGAAGCUAUAUGAACAAAGAAAAAUGGUCAUGUACCUCAACAUGCUAAGGACUUGUGAGGGCUACAAUGAAAUUAUUUUCCCCCACUGUGCCUGUGAUUCCAGGAGGAAGGGGCAUGUUAUCACAGCCAUCAGCAUCACGCACUUUAAAUUGCAUGCCUGCACUGAAGAAGGACAGCUAGAGAACCAGGUAAUAGCAUUUGAAUGGGAUGAGAUGCAGCGAUGGGACACAGAUGAAGAAGGAAUGGCUUUCUGUUUUGAAUAUGCACGGGGAGAGAAGAAACCUCGAUGGGUUAAAAUCUUCACACCGUAUUUCAAUUAUAUGCAUGAAUGCUUUGAGAGAGUGUUCUGCGAGCUCAAAUGGAGAAAAGAGAACAUUUUCCAGAUGUCGAGGUCACAGCAGAGGGAUGUGGCCACCUAGCCUUUCCUUUUCCCCUUCCCUUGCCUUCAUCCUCUUAUCCCUUUUGUCUCCCAUGUCAGAGUAACCAUUAACACAAAAGAUGAGAAAAAGAAAAAAGUCAUUAUAUACAAAAAGCCCUAAACUAAAUAUUAAUAACUCCCUCUGAAUUUCAUGUCUUGAAUUGAGCUGGCAGAGAACACAGAUUGGUCAGUACCAGAAGUCCACUGAGAUAAGAUAGAAAUAAGCCCAACCAACUCGCCAAAGGUAUCUUUGUUCUUUCACCUGGGCCUCAUACCAACAGACGCUCCUUGUACUAUAUUUUUAAAACUGGAACUAUGAACUUCAUCCAUUUGCACUGUUCAGACAUAUAUAUGUAUGUAUGUAAAGAAAUUAUAAUAUACACAAAAUUAGCUGCACGUAUAUACAUAUAUAUAUUUCUUUUUAAAUUUCAUAUUGAUGGCAGUACCUUUUUUAGCUUGUGUUUUUACACACCUUUCACUAGAAUUCAUGACCUCUCGCUCUCUUUGUUUCAAAACAAACUUUAAAAAGGAAAAAAAAAAUACAGAGAAAAUACCUCUCCUCGUGAAGGACUCGAAAAGUUUACAACCUUGCUUGGGUUCUUUCCCCUCCUUUUUUGUAUUGAGUAUAGUUUCUGGCUCAUGGGUUGCCAUAGAGUCUGAGGAGCAGGGUGUGUAGUUGCUUUAUCUUCUAAGAGGGUGCUGGGGAGGAGAAAGGGGUGUGUUUCUCACAGGCAGGAAGGCUGCAGAUCUGCUGGGAGAAUCUAAAGGCUUGAUGUGAUCUCUUGCUUUCAAAGCAGUUUUCCUGGUCCAUCUCUCUCCAACUCAUGGUUUUCUAGUCCAUCUCCCAUCUCCUUCCUCCUUCUCUAGGGCCUUUUGUGUGUUUUUUUUCCAACUGUCCCCAGAGCAGAGUUGAGGCUGGGCUCAGGAGGCUGAUGCUGCAGGAACAUAAAAUUACUACUCUAUGGUAAUUUCCCUUCUCCCCACUUCUGUAGCAGGCAUGGUACUACAGACCAAGGGUAAAUAUAUCUCAGGCACAAAGGUUGGAUGAAUGGAAGGAAAAGAAGGAAAGAUACCUGCAAAUAUAGGGUUUUUACCUACUCCACUCCUGACCAAUUGCAUUCUCUUGUGAUUUCUUUAAAUAGCUGUGGUGGGGAGGGAACUGACUGUAUCUUCAAGGCCUCAGGGAGAACUUGGAAUGUGUCUGUAGUCUGUGCCAGCUAAAUGAUAACCCUAUUCAAGCCAGCCAGCAGAGGGUCUGGGAAGAAGUGGGAUAUGGUUGAUUUUAUUUGGCUCUCUUUUUACUUAAAAACAAUCUGAAGGAAAUCCUUUUAGUCCCUAAGAGCUAUAUCCUAGGUUCAGAGGCCAGGGCUGAUACAUAGGACAAUAGUCUCAGACCCUGAGGUUUGUAGGUCUUGCCUAAGGAGCACUAAGUCAGGCUCUGAUGCAGUUGAAACAGGUCUUUGAACACUGCCCAUACACCUGAGUAAGUCACCUCCGUGAGGUGGCAUUGUCUGCUUUAGCUAGCCGUAGUCAGCUCCUCUAAGCAGUGUUGAGGUAGCUUAAAGUUUCUCUUUUGUAACUUGGUUUUGCAGAUCAUAAUGAGACCACUUUUCUGUCUCUCUUAUUCCUUAUUCUGGAUUCCACUUGCCCUAGGGAGGCAUGGAAUCAUAUAGAUAUCCUGUCCUCUCUUCAGAUCCAGGUGACAGACCCAUAGAGUGCAGAACAGAAGAAUGCUGUUUGUUUAAAGUUGCAGGCUUUAAUAUAGGAUUGACUCUUCCUUUUGGCUUGAAAUGAAUUUAAUAAUGAGCCAAAUAACCCUAAAAAGAAAUUUAUUUCCUGCUCCAAGAUGCUAAAGAGGCUUUUGGCACCAGCUUUGUUCAAACUAUAAAAAUAGCAAUGUGCCCCUACUCACUCAUAGUGGGAAAGGAAGGAGCAAAUUGAAGAGUGAAAACCCAAAGUCUCUAGUAACCCAAGUGCUGACCUCCAGAUAUGAAACAUGGAUUUGGAGGCCCCUGAGAAUGGGUAGAUGGUGCUCUGCUCCCUUUUUGAUUUAGCACUCACUUGGUGCUUUGGAGAUUGGAUGAGGGACCCCUUAAGUAGGUAAUCGGCGUGUUGACAAAAUAUGUUUAGGAACAGCCUCUACUUGAAGCUGUCCUACUAACAAGAGUACCCAGCAGUAGCAAGGUGGUGGAAAGGAGGGAGACCCCGAAAGAUAGCACGUUCUCUUUUGCUCACAUCAGCCCUUCAGUAGUGGAGCAGAGGUCACUGUGGCUGUGAGGUCCAUAGGGCCAAGCCCUUCUUUGCAUGAAGCAGUGUUAGGUGACUUCUUAACCCCUUUCCUUUGCACUUCCUUUUUCUAAUUCCUACUCUGUUUCUUAGUCCUGGCUUCUGCCCAGGGAGGCAUCUACCCAGUCUUUUUUACAAUUUGUCUCCGAGAAAGGAGGGGCUUCCCUUCCCCUAGCUUCACCCCAGCAGGAUCUUCCUGGCCUCCCAUUAUUGUUCUCUUUACACUGGGUUUCUGUUCUGUAGAGCAAAAGCUCAAAAAAGCUCAGCUUUUUUUAUGGAACAGGAAAAAAUGUAUGCCCUGAGAAACAUGCCUCUGUAGAAAGGUUCCCUUGGGCCAUGCUUUGAGCUCCUACUCAUUAUAUUUUAUUCUAGUCUCCAUUUUUUUCUACCCUCCCCUUGCCCUAGGCUUAAGCUCAGCACAGGUACCCAUAUGUGCGUGCUCAGGGUAGCUCCUAGGCCUGGAUAGAGCUCUCAGGGAGGAAUUAGAUAAAUAUUCCAACAUCCUCAUGCCUGGACUGUUUUGUUUCAUCCUUUAGUUACCCAGGCCAGUAGCUUAGAUUAUCCCCUCCUGUAACUCCAAACACCAUGCUUGGAGCCGCCAAAUAGGGCACUGACAGGAGGUAAUGCCUUUCUCACUUAUCUCAGAAUUUGCCAACUUACGGGCCUAGUUUCUAAGAGACAGUUUCUUUUGAAGGACCGGUAUGCUAGUUGACCCGAUCUCCAGAGCUGGCGGACCACUGUACCCUCCCCUUCUCUUCAUCAUGCUAUCUGGCAGGACUCCGUUAGCAGUAGACCUCAGUACACUGCUGUUCCUUCACCAGCUUCAUUAGUCACAUUAGCUUCCUUCUGGAGGAGGGAGGAAGAAAGGGAAAAUACAGGUAGUGGGAGUGCUUCUUUAGCCCCCCCCCCAUCUUCCUGUUCCAUCUAAGCUAAACUUCUGAGCACAUCAGACCAGGCUCUUUCAUAGCAGGAUAGUAGCUCCCUUCUUACCCAUAACUGAGGGUAGAUGGGAAGUGGAGGGCUCUGGGGAGGUCAGAAUUGAAGAGGGGAGUAACAUGGGGUAGGGCCCUUGGCCAACUGCAAAACUUGGAUAACAAUUUUAUUUCAUGCCCUCUUUUAAGCCAGUGAGCUGGGCCAUGCAUACUUUUAAUUUAUUUGAGAGAAACUCUAAUUGUAUUUUCACUGCAGUAUCUUGUAUUUUUUAUUUGUGAUUUAAGAAAUGUGAAGAGAAAAUACACAGACACAUAAUGGCUAACAGUGUUCCUUUCAUUCCUUGUUCUAGAGCUAACCACUCUAAAAUUGUUUGGUAAUGUCACUUAGUGUAAUUAAUUGUAACAUAUUCUUUUAAAUAAAUUGAUUUAUUGAUGAAACAA